AUGCCGCCCCCGACACCCCCAUACAUCGGGAGCCACCGGUGCCCUAUGCCGCCCCCGACACCCCCAUACAUCGGGAGCCACCAGUGCCCCGCGCCGCCCCUGACACCCCCAUACAUCGGGAGCCACCGGUGCCCUGUGCCGCCCCCAACACCCCCAUACAUUGGGAGCCACCGGUGCCCCGCGCCGCCCCCGACACCCCCAUACAUUGGGAGCCACCGGUGCCCUGUGCCGCCCCCGACACCCCCAUACAUCGGGAGCCACCGGUGCCCUGUCCCGCCCCCGACACCCCCAUACAUCGGAGGCCACCAGUGCCCUGUGCCGCCCCCGACACCCCCAUACAUCGGGAGCCACCGGUGCCCCGCGCCGCCCCCGACACCCCCAUACAUCGGGAGCCACCGGUGCCCCGCGCCGCCCCUGACACCCCCAUACAUCGGGAGCCACCAGUGCCCUGUGCCGCCCCCGACACCCCCAUACAUCGGGAGCCACCGGUGCCCUGUGCCGCCCCCGACACCCCCAUACAUCGGGAGCCACCGGUGCCCUGUGCCGCCCCCGACACCCCCAUACAUCGGGAGCCACCGGUGCCCCGCGCCGCCCCCGACACCCCCAUACAUCGGGAGCCACCGGUGCCCUGUGCCGCCCCCCGACACCCCCAUACAUCGGGAGCCACCGGUGCCCUGUGCCGCCCCCGACACCCCCAUACAUCGGGAGCCACCGGUGCCCUGUGCCGCCCCUGACACCCCCAUACAUCGGGAGCCACCGGUGCCCUGUGCCGCCCCCGACACCCCCAUACAUCGGGAGCCACCGGUGCCCUGUGCCGCCCCCGACAUCCCCAUACAUCGGGAGCCACCGGUGCCCUGUGCCGCCCCUGACACCCCCAUACAUCGGGAGCCACCGGUGCCCUGUGCCGCCCCCGACACCCCCAUACAUCGGGAGCCACCGGUGCCCCGCGCCGCCCCCGACACCCCCAUACAUCGGGAGCCACCGGUGCCCUGUGCCGCCCCCGACACCCCCAUACAUCGGGAGCCACCGGUGCCCUGUGCCGCCCCCGACACCCCCAUACAUCGGGAGCCACCGGUGCCCUGUGCCGCCCCCGACACCCCCAUACAUCGGGAGCCACCGGUGCCCUGUGCCGCCCCCGACACCCCCAUACAUCGGGAGCCACCGGUGCCCUGUGCCGCCCCCGACACCCCCAUACAUCGGGAGCCACCGGUGCCCUGUGCCGCCCCCGACACCCCCAUACAUCGGGAGCCACCGGUGCCCUGUGCCGCCCCCGACACCCCCAUACAUCGGGAGCCACCAGUGCCCUGUGCCGCCCCUGACACCCCCAUACAUCGGGAGCCACCGGUGCCCUGUGCCGCCCCUGACACCCCCAUACAUCGGGAGCCACCGGUGCCCUGUGCCGCCCCUGACACCCCCAUACAUCGGGAGCCACCGGUGCCCUGUGCCGCCCCCGACACCCCCAUACAUCGGGAGCCACCGGUGCCCUGUGCCGCCCCCGACACCCCCAUACAUCGGGAGCCACCGGUGCCCCGCGCCGCCCCCGACACCCCCAUACAUCGGGAGCCACCGGUGCCCUGUGCCGCCCCCGACACCCCCAUACAUCGGGAGCCACCGGUGCCCUGCGCCGCCCCCGACACCCCCAUACAUCGGGAGCCACCGGUGCCCUAUGCCGCCCCCGACACCCCCAUACAUCGGGAGCCACCGGUGCCCUGUGCCGCCCCCGACACCCCCAUACAUCGGGAGCCACCGGUGCCCUGUGCCGCCCCCGACACCCCCAUACAUCGGGAGCCACCGGUGCCCUAUGCUGCCCCCGACACCCCUGUACGUGGAGCAGCACAAGCCAGCCCUGGCGGCUGGGCUGCCCCGGAGGGGGAGGACCCGGCCAUCAGUCUGUUCACACCUCGGGAGCGCCGGCAGCAGGAGAAGCCCAGGGAUGCUGAGAGCAGGAUGCGGCCCGGUGCCUGCUGUGGGGAAUCAUGA
Molecule: messenger RNA, 1980 nt
Organism: Phalacrocorax carbo (great cormorant)
Lineage: Eukaryota; Metazoa; Chordata; Aves; Suliformes; Phalacrocoracidae
Source: RefSeq, a predicted model, not a curated record